This is a messenger RNA of Linum trigynum, 1925 nucleotides long. NCBI's taxonomy places the organism in Eukaryota, Viridiplantae, Streptophyta, Magnoliopsida, Malpighiales, Linaceae. The record is from the annotation of a GenBank genome assembly.
CACAUUUACACUUUCAUUUAAUUAGUAAUCAUUAAUUUUUAAUUUUUGUUUCAUCGUUGAUUACUGUCUUUUAAAUUUCAUUGAAUUUGUCCCAGGUGAGUGUGACAGUACAAUUCUUGUUAAAUUAUUCGUUGUUAUCAAAAUUUGCCUAAUGAUUGUUUACCUGAUAUUUUUUUUAUUGGGCCAUUCACGAGGAAAAUUUUCAUUGGGCUAAACCCCCGCGUAACUGUAGCAUAAACAUAAGUGAUAAGCCAACAGAAAGCCCGCGUAACUAUAGGGUAAGCCGAGAGAUGCUGGCUACCUGGCUCCGUUUCGGUGUCGCCUCGCCUUCGCGUAAUUGCAUCUCAAAUUCCCAAUUCCAUCAAUUCCGGCUAGAAUCAGUCCCGGCGGCUGAAGUUCGCAUUGUCGAUAGCGAGGAUUUCGACCAACGACCGAUCAGCCUGAAUUCUACCCAUUUCCCCGCCGGGAGAAUCUGGCAGUUGAGCUUUCCGAAGACAAAAGCAGCGGCACUUGUUGUUUGUUCGAGCUUCUCAGCUCUGCCUUCACCGCCUAAAGCACCUGCAGUUUAAUGAAAUUGACUCGGUUCUUCUUAUCGGAACUCCGCGUCAGCUCCUAUUCUUCAGGACGGUGUAUCUAUUUCAGCAUAAACGCAGUUCAAAGAGUUCCCGAUCUCUGCGUCCCGAGGUCAGCCGCCACCUGUUCGACGAAAUGCCAGACUGAAGCCGAAGAGGAAGAAGUAGAAGAAGCACCGCCCAAGAACUCUGUAGAGGUUUUCAAGAGAUGGGGAUGCAAGGACAGCGAUUUGGCCAAGAUAUUCUCUCGCAGGCCGGCUCUGCGAAACGCCAGCGUCGCCCUCCUCCACUCCAAAUUAACUGUCCUCCAAAACCUGGGCUUAAACGCAUCCCACCUUGUUCAGAUCAUCAACUGCCGCCCGCAUUUCCUAAGCUACAGCAUGAACGGUUCCUUCAAUGAGCGCAUGGAAUACUUCGCGGAGUUGUUUGGGUCAAAGGAGAUGGUUCUUAAAGCCAUCGUGGGGAAUCCCUCCUUGUUGAGAUACGACCUCCACAACAAGAUCAAACCCGUGGUCGCCUUGUACGAUUCCAUGGGUGUGAACAAACAAAGCUUCGCCCAAAUGCUCAUGUCUCGUCCUGCAUUGAUCGCGAGAACACAAUUCGACGACGAGAAGAUGGAGUUCAUCCACAAAACCGGGGUCCCCCAAAGCUCAAAGCUUUACAAGUACAUAGUCACAAUCGUGGGCAUUUCGAAAACAGAGACUCUGCUUGGCAAAGUUGCCAACUUGGAGAAGUUCGGGUUUCAAGAAGAAGAAGUCUGGCAACUCGUGGGGCGUUCGCCUUAUCUGUUGACGUUGGCUGUCGAUAAGGUCCAGCGGAACAUGACUUACGUUGUGGGCACGUUGAAGCUUCCUGCGAGUGUUGUACUGAGUUACCCUGCGUUGAUCUAUGCUAGCCUGGAGGCGGUCAUGAAACCUCGAGUUCUGCUUGCUGGGAAGAUAGACGAGAUGGGUCUCCAGCCAAAGAUCGAAGGGCCGUCACUGUUGAAGGCCAUCAAGAUGAGCGAGAAGAGAAUGAUCAAGGUGUUUAUUUCGUGUCAUCCUGAGGAUGUUGCCAAGGAGCUGAUGGAGUAUUAUGAGAAGGCCAAAGGGCUGAAGAGAUUAGCUCAGGCAUCGAGAAAGGCUGUGAAUCGGUGGUUCCCGUUUUGAUUUGUUUGUGUUUUGGUAUAGGCUUCUUGCACAAGCUUGAUCAUUCUCUUGCUAAGAUGUUCGAUACCAUUGUUUUCCAGAUCAUAUACAUUCUGCAAUUUGAUAUCCCCCAACUCCAUUGUUGUAGUGUAAUUUUGUGUAGCUUGUUCUUUGUUCUCGGGCACCAUGUUUGUUUGGUAUCUUGUAAUAAAAAGAGGCCAGAAUG